AUGGAAGCUCUCUGCCAGCAGCGUGUGGGCGUUGAUGUGGAGAAUGUCAGGAUCGACCCCAGCAGCAUCUCCUUCGGCAUGUGGAAAGACAUUCCCGUUCCUUUCUACAUGUCGGUGUACUUCUUUGAAGUGCUGAACCCCAACGAUGUCCUCAAGGGAGCGAAGCCGGUGCUGAACCAGCGUGGGCCCUAUGUUUACAGAGAGUACAGGUAUAAAUCAAAUAUCACAUUUCAUGACAAUGACACUGUCUCCUUCCUGGAGUACCGGAGACUCUUCUUCCAGCCGGACUUGUCCAACGGCAGCGAAGAAGAGUACAUUGUUGUGCCAAACAUCUUGAUGAUGGGAGCGGCUGUAAUGAUGGAAAACCUGCCAAACUUUGUGAAGCUCUUACUGAGUGGAGCCCUGGCUGGCCUGAAACAGGAGGCAUUCAUGAACCGGACGGUGAAGGAGAUUAUGUGGGGAUAUGAAGACCCUCUAAUAGAGGCAAUAAAUGUGAUUGUUCCUGGCCUGAUCCCUUUCAAGGGGAAAUUUGGCAUACUUCUGCAGCUGAACAACUCCAAUUCGGGACUGUUCACAGUGAACACGGGCAUGAAGAACAUCAGUAGAGUUCACAUGGUGGAUUCAUGGAAUGGACGAAAGAAGGUGAACUACUGGCGGAGCGACGAGUGCAACAUGAUCAAUGGGACCGCGGGGGAGAUGUGGCCACCGUUUAUGUCCCCAACAUCCAUGGAAUUCUACAGCCCUGAUGCCUGCAGAUCCAUGACACUGGUGUAUGAACGGUCCGGGAAGUUUGAGGGUGUGCCCACCUAUCGCUUCGUGGCACCGAAAACUCUCUUUGCCAACGGCACGGACUAUCCACCCAAUGAAGGCUUCUGCCCUUGCAUGCAGUCUGGCAUCCAGAACAUCAGUAGCUGUAGGCUAAAUGCACCGAUGUUCCUUUCCCAUCCUCACUUCUACAACGGUGACCCAGCCCUGGUGAACGCUGUCGAAGGCCUGCACCCCAGCAAGGAGCAGCACGCGCUCUUCCUCGACGUGCACCCGAUGACGGGCAUCCCCAUGAAUUGCUCCAUCAAGCUCCAGCUGAACCUGUACAUAAAGCAGGUGUCUGGUAUAAUUCAAACAGGGAAGAUUAAGCCGGUGGUGCUGCCGCUGCUGUGGUUUGCAGAGAGCGGAUCCAUCGAAGGCUCAGUCCUAAAGCAGUUUUACACCAACCUGGUGCUGAUCCCAUUGCUGCUGGAGUACCUGCAGUAUAUCUUCCUUGGGCUGAGCAUCCCGCUCAUUAUCGCAGCAGCUGUACUGAUGGCAAUGAGUCAGGAAAAAUGCUCUUUAUUUUGGAGUAGCAAUAAAAAGAACUCAGACAGUAAUAAGGCCAACCAGGUCACCUCUACCAAAAAGCUGCCUCCAGUUAAGGGGACGGUGUUGCGGGAAGCCAGACUGUAG
This is a messenger RNA of Opisthocomus hoazin, 1440 nucleotides long. The record is from RefSeq and is a predicted model, not a curated record. Lineage: Eukaryota; Metazoa; Chordata; Aves; Opisthocomiformes; Opisthocomidae.